Molecule: messenger RNA, 720 nt
Organism: Pyrus x bretschneideri (Chinese white pear)
Lineage: Eukaryota; Viridiplantae; Streptophyta; Magnoliopsida; Rosales; Rosaceae
Product: desiccation protectant protein Lea14 homolog
Exons: 2
Coding region: 87-539 (150 amino acids)
Biological process (GO): response to desiccation
Cellular component (GO): cytosol
Source: RefSeq, a predicted model, not a curated record
CGAUCAAUAAGCCUGCAAGUCUUGAAAUCUCUCUUGGAUUCGAUUAAAAAUCUUUCAUUUUUUGGUUGUAGGUUUGCGUUUGAAAAAUGGCCGAGCAAGGUUUCAUGGAUAAGGCCAAGAACUUUGUCACAGAUAAGAUAUCAAAUGUGGCGAAACCAGAAGCAGAAGUCACAGAUGUUGAUUUCAAGAAGAUGGGCUUGAGCCAUGUGGAGUACCUUUCCAAGGUUUCCGUGACCAAUCCCUACAGCCAUUCCAUCCCCAUCUGUGAUAUCAAAUACACCCUCAAAAGCGUUAACAGGGAGAUUGCAUCGGGGACUAUACCGGACCCUGGAUCACUAAAGGCAAGUGACAUAACUGUGCUGGAGGUGCUAUUGAAGGUGCCACAUAGCAUAUUGGUGACAUUGGCAAAGGAUCUGGGUGCAGAUUGGGACUUUGACUAUGAGUUGGACAUAGGCCUCACCAUUGACCUUCCUGUCAUCGGCAACUUCACCAUACCACUCAACAAGAAGGGAGAGGUCAAGCUUCCCACCCUCUUCUAAUCACCAUGUCUUUUCAGAUGCAGUAACUUUUGCUAUUUUGUAUUUUGUAUUCUGUUGUUUGUUGAUAUAUGUAUGACUUCAUUAUGGAAUGGAUGAGGAAUUAGGGUGGUGCUAAUGAUGUUUUGAUAUUUAAUUAUGUUUACCAUAUUAACGGUGGGAAUAAAGUUGAAAGUAAAUUCUA